Messenger RNA from Bursaphelenchus okinawaensis, 610 nucleotides. NCBI's taxonomy places the organism in Eukaryota, Metazoa, Nematoda, Chromadorea, Rhabditida, Aphelenchoididae. The record is from the annotation of a GenBank genome assembly.
AUGAAAUCUACUGUAGUAGUUUUGUUGGUCGUUGGCUUUGUCGCUAUUGAGGUGUGUGACUUUUUUUAAUUAUUGUAUGUGAAGGCUGAAGCCAAAGCUGGAAUUAAGCCUGGAGCUAAAACUGAAUCUAAGGCUAGUAUGUGACAAAAUAGGCCCAACUAAUAAGCCAAAAUUAAAUUUUAAUACUCUUAUAUCAUAUAAAGUUAAGUUUGUUACCUAUUUUUUCAAAAUUAACUUCUAGGCAUGCUCCCCCUCCUCCAGUACCACCACCUCCACAACCACUACAACAACUCCAGCUCCAGGACGUAAACGUCGUUCCGUUGAGCCAGUUGAAGUCGUUCUUCACUCCAACGUUCCAGUAGCUCAAAGUCAACAACUGAUUCAGAAGCUCAAGAACACGGCCGCUUCUUUGAACUUGGACGCGCAAAAGUUUGGAAAUGUUGCACAAGAGGUUGGAACGGACAACAACGGUAAUGUAGAGCUGUAUCACACUUUAGAUGGUGAUGUUGAUUGUGCUGAAGUUCGUCAGGUGACAAAGAGGAUUAUCAAGAAUGUCACUGAAGUCAACAAGGCCACUAUUGAUUGCCAGGGGGAGAAGUUUAGAGUUUAA